Messenger RNA from Durio zibethinus, 1648 nucleotides. RefSeq lists its product as uncharacterized. Gene Ontology annotation, cellular component: plasma membrane. The record is from RefSeq and is a predicted model, not a curated record. Gene Ontology annotation, biological process: phospholipid homeostasis; plasma membrane organization; regulation of membrane lipid distribution. NCBI's taxonomy places the organism in Eukaryota, Viridiplantae, Streptophyta, Magnoliopsida, Malvales, Malvaceae.
GCCUUUCACCCUUGAAAGAGGCAACUGUCUCUCUUUCCUUCUAUCUCUCUCUCUCUCUCUCUCUCUCUCUCUGUCUCUCUCUCUUCACUGUUUAGUACUAUUCACCCUACGUUCAAAGAGCCAUAGCAAUGCCUCGGAGCAGCGACAAGGCUGCGACUUUCUUUUCAGCAACUCUCCUUCUAUGGUUGGUUUCUGUUUCCUUCGAAAUCGUGUUCAACAAGCGGAGAGAGCUCCUUUUCAUCGUUGCUGGUGCUUGCUUUUACCAAAUAGCCAAUUGGGUUAUUAGAGUUUGUGUCUCUCGUGACCCUCUCUUUGUUAAUACCUCUGUCUCUCUCCUUCACUCCUCAAUAACUUCAACUUCAGUCGUUUUCAUUUUGGUUAAUCAGUGGUUCAGAACUGGUUUCAAGAUGAUGUUUGAUCAUACACAACUUGUUGAGGGAACUUGGCCUUGGGCAUACCAGGCUCUGUGCUUCUCAUGUGGUUACUUUGCAUAUGAUCAGUGGGAUAUGCUGCAUUACCGACUAUAUACUGGUUUUAUCCCUGCCAUUCUAAUGCAUCACCUGAUACUCCUUAUUUGCUUUACUCUUGCAUUGUAUCGACAUAUCACCAUCAACUACCUUAUUCUCACUCUUAGUUGUGAGCUGCAUUCUGUCUUUCUACAUGUAAGGAAAGUGAGACGGAUGGCUGGUAUUCGUGAUGCUAAGAGUAGAAUUGUGAAGGUAGAAUGGAUUCUUAAUUGGAUCAUGUUUGUUUUCGCAAGGCUUAUAUCUCACAUUCUGAUAACAGUAAAACUAAUCAAAGAUGCUCCCAAGUUUGAAAAUGGUGUUGAAUGGCCACUUGCCCUGUUUGGAAUGGCCGGAAUGAAUUUGCUUAAUGCUUUUCUUGGCAUCGACCUCUUCAAUGCUUUCAAGAAAGAGAAAAAACCCCUGCAGCAUUAUCAGUGACGAGGUGAAUGACUGACAGAAAGACUUUGCUAAAUCUUAAACUCAACUUUUUUUUUCAUUGAUUUCGCACAGGAAGACAUUUCCGACAUUUCCAGUUUGGAAUGUGGUAAAUUGUUGUUAACCUGAUGCAUAUAUCUCUGUAAAUUAUGUACAAGGGAAAAUAUGAUUUGUUUUCCACUUUUUUUUUUUUUCUGAAAGAUUGUUUUCCACGUUCGUAUAUCUGAAUAUGUUUGAAAGACUAAAAAUCUAGUUACAGAUGUUUUUAUCAGGCUGUUCUCUACAUACUUAUUUCAGUUGUCUUUGGCUUGUAUUUGCAAACUACUUUUCAAGUUACAGUAAUUUUUAUCCCUUUAAUUUUAGGUGAGAUUAUUAGUCAUUAAAUGCAUUAUGGGGGGAGAAAGAUGAAGUGUUUCAUUGAAAGUUUGAAAUGCCUGAUUCUUGCAGCAGAGAAAAAGGAAAAUGAUCACUCAAAAAAAAAAAAAAGAAAAGAAAAGAAAGAAAGAAAAGAGAAGGGUAACACUUUGAUUGAAGCUUGAAGAAAUCUUAUGAUGAACAAAAGAACGGAAAACUGGGAUUUAGAAGAAAAGAGAGGGAACCAAAUAGAGUAAUAAAUUUUAGAAGGUCCCACCGGGAGUCGAACCCAGGUCGCUGGAUUCAAAGUCCAGAGUGCUAACCACUACACCAUGGAACCUUGGUGUAAGUAA